UCGGCUCGGUUAGCCUUUGGGUAAAGCUAGCGUGCUAGCAGCAGGAGCUAACAGCUACAUGAACCGUUAGUUUAACGUUCACCGGCUGCAGCCCCGGUAACGGCGGGCACGUCACUGAACCGUUAGCUGACUCUGAAGAUCAGUGAACACUUCGUGAACUUGUCUCGUGUUCUGCUCGCAGGAGGAUGAAGUGUUCAGAGCAGAGCUCCACGGGAUGUUCAGCGGCUCUCUCUCCAGCGUUAGCCGCCUCUUAACGACAAUAACCGGCGUAUUAACGGGGACACGGAUCUGCACGGUUAGGGUGGAGGAGAGAGGCCAGCUGGGAGUCUGCUUCUGUGCCUUGACCUUCCUGUCAUGGAGGAGGAGGUGAGCAUGGAGUAUGUGGUGGAGCAGGUGAUGCAGAAGGACCUGGGGAAGAGGCUCCAGGUGGGCCAGGAGAUCAUAGACCAUAUCCUGGACGAGGAGAAGUCCGUGGAGCUGGAGCAGGACCAGAGCAUGUUGGACAGGAUGGUGGACGCGGUGGCCAGCUCCUGGGUCAACUCCAGCAACUUCAAGGUGGUUCUGUUGGGGAUGGACAUCCUGUCAGCUCUGGUCAGCCGACUGCAGGAGAGGUUCAGGACGCAGGUGGGAACAGUUCUGCCCAGCCUGAUAGAUCGGUUAGGAGACUCCAAGGACCAAGUUCGAGACCAGGACCAAGCGCUUCUACUGAAGAUUAUGGACCAGGCCGCCAACCCACAGUAUGUGUGGGAGCGAAUGAUGGGAGGCUUCAAGCACAAGAACAACAGGACCAGAGAAGGACUCUGCCUUUGUCUCAUCUCAACCCUCAAUGUGUUUGGAUCUCAGAGUCUGACGCUCAGUAAAAUCGUUCCUCACAUCUGUAACCUGCUCGGAGAUCCCACGAGUCAGGUGCGUGAUGGAGCCAUGAACUGCCUCGUCGAGAUCUACCGCCACGUUGGAGAACGAGUGAGGAUGGACCUGGGAAAGAAAGGUCUGCCGCAGUCACGGUUGAACGUCAUCUUCAGUAAAUUUGACGAAGUUCAAAGGUCAGGGAACAUGGUCCUGUCACCUGUGUCAGACAAAAACUUUGAGGACGAUGACUCGGUGGACGGCGGCCGCUCCUCGUCCUCGUCCAAAGGAGCCUCACUGUCCGGGAAGAAGACCGUGAGCAUGGGUUCAUUUCGACGUCCCGCCUCCGCCUCCAGCGCCAAGUCUGCAGGGAGGGAUGGGUCUGGGUCUGCUGCUGGAGCGGUGGAUGAGGAGGACUUCAUUCAGGCCUUUGAGGAUGUGCCCACAAUGCAGAUCUACUCUAACAGGGAGGUGGAGGAGGCCAUGACGAAGAUUCGAGACGUGCUGUCGGAUGAUAAGAAGGACUGGGAGCUCAGAGUGGCAGCUCUGAAGAGGGUUCGUUCGCUGCUCCUGGCCGGCGCAGCAGAGUUCGAUGGAUUCCUGCAGCAGCUGAGGCUCAUGGAAGCUGCGUUCAAACUAUCCGCCAAGGACCUCCGGUCUCAGGUGGUGAGAGAGGCCUGCAUCACUCUGGGUCACCUGUCGUCGGUGCUCGGCAGCCGCUUCGACCACGCGGCAGAGGCCACCAUGCCGAUCCUCCUCAACUUGGUCCCCAACAGUGCCAAAGUCAUGGCCACCUCCGGCAUGGCCGCCAUCCGCCUCAUCCUCAGACACACACACUACCCUCGUCUCAUCCCCAUCAUCACCAGCAACUGUGCCUCCAAAUCUGUGGCUGUCAGAAGACGCUGCUUUGAGUUUUUGGACCUGCUGCUGCAGGAGUGGCAGACGAGUUCUCUGGAGAGACAUGGAACAGUUUUAAUGGAGACUAUAAAGAAGGGGAUCCAUGACGCAGACGCAGAGGCUCGCUCUGUGGCCAGGAAGUGUUACUGGAGCUUCCACGGUCACUUCCGUCGCGAGGCAGAGCAGUUGUUCCAGGGCCUGGAGUCGUCCUAUCAGAAAGCUCUGCAGGCUCACCUGAGGAGCGGAGACAGCCUGAUGUCGCUGCCCGCCUCAGAUCGCUCCUCCUCGUCCUCCCAGGAGAGCCUCAAUCGACCCGUCCCUGUAAAAAACACCUUUGCAAGCGGCACAGGAAGAUCCAAAGCUGCCCACAGCAGGACGCCCGCUGCCGCUUCCUCUCCAGGCUCUCUGCAGCGUUCUCGUAGCGACGUGGACGUCAACGCGGCGGCCACAGCCACCGCCCGCACCAGAAUGCCCGCCGUGCCCUCUGCUGCGUCAGCGGCGGCUUCGCCCUUCAGCUCAGCCUCGGCCCUUCCACCUGGAUCCUACGCCUCACUGGGUCGAGUACGAACCAGGAGGACGAGUUCAGGAAACAGUCCGUCUGUGACUGACAGCCGGGGAAGAAGCCGAGGGAAAGUCGUCUCUCAGUCUCAACCCGGCAGCAGGUCAGGCUCUCCUGGCCGACUCCUGAGCUCCACCUACGGCAGGAUCCCGAGGCCGGCUAUGGGCACUGCUGCUGCUGCAGCCACAACCAACAGCGCCUCCACCGGUGUGACUGACAAGAACCGACCUCGUGGUCACCGCAGCCAGGGCUGCAGCCGAGAGACCAGCCCCACCAGAUCAGGCACGGCCCGCAGUCGAAUCCCCCGACCAAGCAUGAGUCAGGGCUGCAGCCGCGAAACCAGUCGCGAGAGCAGCCGCGACACCAGCCCCGCCAGGGGUUUCUCCCCCCUGGCUACUCGUCGACACUCCCGCUCUACCAGUGCCCUGUCCUCUGCAGAGUGCUACUCAGACCGGCUGUCCCAUCAGGCUCGUAUCUCGGCCUCUGUCAACGCCAUGAGAAUCCUCAACACCGGCACCGAUGUCGAGGCUGCCGUCGCCGACGCUCUGCUCUUAGGAGACUCGAGGAGUAAGCGGAGGCCAGUGAGGCGGCGCUUCGAGUCUCCGGGAAUGUAUUCCGACGACGACGCCAACAGCGACGCCUCCAGCGCCUGCUCUGAGCGCUCGUACAGCUCACGUAACGGCGGCAUGGCGCCCCACUACCUGCGUCAGACGGAGGACGUGGCCGAAGUGCUGAACCACUGCGCCAGCGCCAACUGGUCUGAGAGGAAGGAGGGGCUGCUGGGACUGCAGAACCUGUUCAAGAGCCAGAGGAUGCUCAGUCGUGUGGAGCUGAAGAGGCUUUGUGAGAUCUUCACCAGGAUGUUUGCAGACCCUCACAGCAAGGUCUUCAGCAUGUUCCUGGAGACUCUGGUGGACUUCAUCACGCUGCACAGGGACGACCUGCAGGACUGGCUCUUCGUCCUGCUCACUCAGCUGCUGAAGAAGAUGGGGGCCGACCUGCUGGGCUCCGUCCAGGCCAAAGUCCAGAAGGCACUGGACAUCACCAGAGAGUCCUUCCCGUACGAGCAGCAGUUCAACAUCCUGAUGCGUUUCAUCGUGGAUCAGACGCAGACGCCCAACCUGAAGGUGAAGGUGGCCAUCCUGCGCUACAUCGAGGCGCUGGCCCGACAGAUGGACCCGGCUGACUUCGUCAACUCCAGCGAGACGCGCCUCGCCGUCUCGCGCAUCAUCACCUGGACCACCGAGCCCAAGAGCUCCGACGUCCGCAAGACCCUUCAUAACUGGGCAGGGGAGGAUUUCUCAGGCCGACCCAGCACCGUGGCUUCUCUGCCUGGAGAAGGCAACCUGGAGGAGAGGUGCAAGCAGGCGGCUCAGGUGGUGUUAAUCGCCCUCUUCGAGCUCAACACUCCAGAGUUCACCAUGCUGCUGGGCGCGCUGCCCAAAACCUUCCAGGACGGAACCACCAAGCUGCUGCACAACCACCUGAGGAACGCCAGCGCUGGCAUCUGCAUGGCGUCUCCCAGUAACUCGGCAGGUCGGACGCUUCCACGGCAGCCCGGCAGCCGCAGCAGCCCGCUCACCUCACCCACCAACUGCUCCCACGGGGGGCUUUCUCCCAGUCGGCUGUGGGGUUGGAGCGCAGACGGGCUCUCCAAGUUCCCUCCUCCAUCCUUCCCCUCCCCUCUUUCUCCAUCCGCUGCCCACUCCUCGCUCAAGGCAGUGCGGCGAGCUUACUCACCCAGCAUGCUGGAGUACGACAGUGAAAACCUGAACUCAGAGGAGAUCUACAGCUCUCUCCGGGGCGUCACUGAAGCCAUCCAGAACUUCAGCUUCCGCAGCCAAGAAGACCUGAUGGAGCCGCUGAGGCGAGACAGCAAGAGGGACGGCAUGUCUGGAGUCGGAGCGUCCUCAGAUGGUGACGUGGUGGGCGGAGGACGCACAGCUCUGGACAACAAGACGUCGCUGCUGAACACGCCUUCGCCACGUUCCUUCGCCGGCCCGCGCUUCCGUGACUACAACCCGUACAACUACACCGACAGCAUCAGCACGCUGGACAAAGCUGCUCUGAAGGAGGCGCUGUACGAGGACGCCGUGGAGCAGCUGAGAGACGGCUGUCGACAAGAAUAUGUGGAGAACAAGAUCAUGAACCCCAAAAGCUUCCCAGCGGCCCCCGCAGAGCAGCUGGAGCUGGUCGGGGGGCUCCUGAAGGAGCUCUCACAGGGCCAGGCAGGGGAGCGGGGCCCCGAGGAGAGACGGGGAACCCUGCUGGAGCUUCUGAAGGUGGCCCGAGAAGACAGCCUGGUGGUGUGGGAGGAACACUUCAAGACCAUGUUGCUGCUGCUGCUCGAGACGCUGGGAGACAAAGACCACACGAUCCGGGCGCUGGCCCUGCGAGUCCUGAAGGAGAUCCUGAGGAACCAGCCGGCCCGCUUCAAGAACUACGCAGAGCUUACCAUCAUGAAGACGCUGGAGGCUCACAAAGACUCGCACAAGGAGGUGGUGCGUGCGGCGGAGGAGGCGGCCUCCACGCUGGCAGGCUCCAUCCACCCGGAGCAGUGCAUCAAGGUCCUCUGUCCCAUCGUGCAGACGGCAGACUACCCCAUCAACCUGGCCGCCAUCAAGAUGCAGACGAGGGCCAUCGAACGCAUCUCCAAGGAGCCGCUCCACCAGCUGCUGUCUGACAUCACACCUGGGCUCCUGCAGGGCUACGACAACACUGAGAGCAGCGUGCGGAAGGCCAGCGUCUUCUGCCUGGUGGCCAUCUACUCUGUGAUCGGAGAGGAGCUGAAGCCUCACCUGGCUCAGCUGACCGGCAGCAAGAUGAAGCUGCUCAACCUGUACAUCAAGAGAGCCCAGACCUCCACCAGCAACAGCAGCAGCUCCUCCGACAUCUCCUCCUACUAACUCCCACAGCACGCGCUUAGCUUCCACCGUCUUCCAUCAGCCACCAGGAUCACGAUUAUCUCGAGGGUCUUUGUAGGACCAAAAACUUCACUAUGAUUCCCAUUUCAUCCCUUCAGCCGCUGACAAAGCUGACGUCAUCUCGUGGAGCUCAUGCUGUCAUGGCUCCAGAUUCUGGACCACCUUCUUCUCAUCUUUGAAGCAAAUGUUUGGGAAGUCAGCUGAUCCUGGCAGCUAAGACGUUUGUUAAAGAACCAGGCCCCUCCACCUGAACGUCAUGUUCUUCCUCCUCUUUCACACUAGAGUCAUGAGCCUUAAAACUUUAAGUGAUCGUAGAACCCAUUGAUUAGAGGCUGCGUGCCUGAAACCAAGAUCUCCUCUUCCUCCUCUUCUUCCUCGCUCCUCAUUUCACCAUCCACACCGUCGUCUUUCAGUCUGUAUCUGAGGCCCUCCUGGAAAAUCUUUGUGAACGUUAUACUAGCAUGGAGGCCGUCUUGUUAAACUUCCAGCAGACCUGAGGUGAGUUUGGUGGAAGAAGAAGAAGAAGGUCCUUCCUCUCUGUACUGGAGGAAACCUGUGGCUAUCAGUGUUUUUGUUCAUUUGAGUAAUCCACUUCUUUGAACAUUGUUUUGCUUUGACACAUCAAACCUUAUUGUAUAUUGAAUGUAACGAGCUUCACAGGAUGUUUCUCCCUCCUGAACCACUGCCUCAUCGUACCUGUUGGCUCAAUCUUAGGCGGUGGAAUGGUUUCCAGUUUGAACAUGAACGUUGGAUGAAUUUCAAAAAGGCUGAACUCCAGGGUCCAUCUGAAGAGAAUCAUGAGCUUUGAAUCAGAAGUUUGACACCUGGAUGAGGAAAACGACAGAGCACUGUUUCUUUCUGUUGUUGCACUCGUUCAUAUCCUAACGAUGGAAAUGUGAAGUUCAUGUUGGUUUACGUUGAAGGAUCAUUUGGCUGGCCAAUGAUGUGAAGACAAAAAGUGUGAAAUACCAGCAGAAGAAUUCAGUGUUGAUAUUUAACCAGUUUUUUUAGGCGUGAAGAAGAAAAACGAUGAACGAGUUCUGUGUGACGCGCUGGUUCAGCUCCCGUUUUUAUGAAGUUUGUCAACAUAAAAAGGAAUAUAUAUUCAAAUCUUUAUGAUUCUGUCUGAAACUGAAGCCAGCAGCUGAAUGAUCUUUAUAUUUGAAUCACGUCUGGAUACAGAUCGCUGAGUUCAGUCUGACAUGCAGAGAGAGACGUCGUCUUACAAUGGGACCAAAUGUAUUUUCAUCAGUCAGGCAGAUCUGUAUUUAGUUUGUGUUACGUUGAAUUCUUUGAAAUGGGAAAUGAACCUGCUGAGUGUUACACAGACCUCGUUUGUCACCUCUAUAUGAAUAUAUAUAUUUAAAACCAUGCAGUGGAUUUUUAAUCGACUUCAUUGACUGAACGUUAGAAAAGUUACUGAGCUGAGAAAAAGAAGCAUUCUGAUGAUUUUAGUAAAGAAACCACUGAGGCCGCCUGCUGCAGCCCGGCCUGUCCGAACUGUCAAGACUACUACAAUACUGAAAUAUAUGUUUGUAUGUUAUGUUACACGACACAGGAACCUGAAGGUGAAAUAGCAUCAGUAUUUGAAUUCCUGGCGGUUUCGUUGGCAGUGAGCUCGUUGUCAUCAGUGUGUUUGGUUUUAAAGAGAAGCUUCGAGCUGUUCUAAAUUUGAAUGUAAGUCACUUUGAGACUUGGACCUUUUAAAAUGUGAAAAGAAAAAAGAAAUGGGCCUAAAUCUGACGCAGAGGUCGACAAUCUGAAUGACGGCGUGCUACUAAAAGCUGAUCGAUGGAUGGUGAAGUGGCAGCGUGACAGGAAGUCUGAGACAUUAGCAAUAAACACUGUAACCUUCCAUCGUGUUCCUGAGACUCGCUGUCACCGUACAGUGUCUUUUUUUAAUUCAGUAUAUUCUAAUGAAAUGUUACUGCUGCUUAUGAGAACACUAACACACGCUCCCAAUAACUCUGAAAGGUUACAAACUGACCUCUGACCUGCCUCAACUUACCUAGUGCUAAACUCCGCCCGUGUGGCGCACCAGGGAAGUUCAAACAAGCGCUACAGAGGAGGUUCACGUUAGCUUAGCUUAGCAUAAAGACUGGAAGCAGAGGGAAACUGUUAGCCUGUUUACUGAUCAUGAUUUAAAAACAGCAGAGGGCUGCAUGGACCAGGCUAACGCUCCCCCCCGCUUCCAGUCUUUAUGCUAAGCUAAGCUAAAUGAGCUGUCAGUCCUUUAAUGUGACGCAGGAUGCUGUUAGUGAAGGUGUCAGGCCUUAUCCGAGCUACACACACACACACACACACACACACACACACACACACACACACACACACACACACACACACACACUCUCUCUCUCUGUUGGACUGUUUCAUUGUGGCUCCAGAAGCGGUGCAGUCCUCUGCGUGUGAUCCAGACUCCAGCUUCUGAACUACACCUGCAUGCCUGCUCCUCGGCAGUCGUAGGAUAUUUCCGGCCUGUCAAAUGUAGUUUGACAAAAAAAGUCCAAACUAGAAAUGAGAUCUGAAGUGGUCUUUUGGUUUCCUGCUGGUGCCUUUGGUGAGGAUCUCCUGUACUAACACUACACACACUGCUGCAGAGAGUAACGUGCUGUACAUACGCGCUCACCAUGCAUGGCUCCUGUUUUUAUCAGCUGACUACUUUCACGCUCUCCAAUAUUUAUGUUUUAUUUCCGUGUAUGACUGUAUAUAUUUCCAUGUUUGGUUCUUCCACCUGUGAUAGACUUUCAGAACUUGAAAUAAACUAUCAGACUUCUA
Messenger RNA from Larimichthys crocea (large yellow croaker), 8004 nucleotides. Its product is annotated as CLIP-associating protein 1-B-like. Gene Ontology annotation, cellular component: microtubule organizing center; spindle microtubule; kinetochore. Gene Ontology annotation, biological process: mitotic spindle assembly; establishment of mitotic spindle localization. Gene Ontology annotation, molecular function: kinetochore binding; microtubule binding. The record is from RefSeq and is a predicted model, not a curated record. Lineage: Eukaryota; Metazoa; Chordata; Actinopteri; Sciaenidae. The coding region runs from base 355 to 5208 and encodes 1617 amino acids. The transcript is spliced from 40 exons.